Molecule: messenger RNA, 2772 nt
Organism: Hippocampus comes (tiger tail seahorse)
Lineage: Eukaryota; Metazoa; Chordata; Actinopteri; Syngnathiformes; Syngnathidae
Gene: gtf2h4
Product: general transcription factor IIH, polypeptide 4
Exons: 13
Coding region: 179-1579 (466 amino acids)
Biological process (GO): nucleotide-excision repair
Cellular component (GO): transcription factor TFIIH core complex; transcription factor TFIIH holo complex
Molecular function (GO): double-stranded DNA binding; ATPase activator activity
Source: RefSeq, a predicted model, not a curated record
GAAAACAGAACGAUUUCCUGGUAAAUAAAACAAAAGUGUCAAUUUGUUACCGCACCGAUUGGACACAGCGGUUCCGACAAACUGCCACAGCUGUUAAUUUUAGCCUUUGAUUUAUUACUAUUUCGUGGAGCGUGCAGAUAUUUCAUGUGAUUUUUAAGAUAAAUAUUUUUAUUAGAAAAUGAAGCUGAGAGUCCAGCUGCAGUGCAAGAAUUUGCACGAAUAUCUCAGAGAGUUGAGCCCAGAGAUUCUGGACCGACUAUACAAUCAUCCAGCAACAUGUCUGGCUGUCUACAGGGAACUUCCUUCUCUGGCCAAAAACUAUGUGAUGCGAAUGCUGUUCCUGGAUCAGCCUCUUCCACAGGCAGCAGUGGCAUUAUGGGUGAAUAAAGAAAGCCAGAAGAAUCAUGAUGAAUGCGUCUCGGUGCUGGCGGGACUCCGCCUUUGGCACAGUCAGCAGCUGCAGGGUGGUCUUCAGGGAUAUAUCCUGAAUCCAGUCUUCAAAGACAACUUGAGGAUCGCGCUGCUCGGCGGGGGCCAAGCAUGGGCAGACGAAGGCAGCAGCCUGGGGCCAGACCGCCACGCUCGCGACAUUGAGAGUCUGGACCGUUACGCCAUGGAGCGCUGGGAGGUGAUCCUGCACUUCAUGGUGGGUUCUCCCAGCGCUGCGGUCAGUCAGGACCUGGCCCAGCUGCUGAUUCAAGCAGGCCUCAUGAAAAGUGAGGCAGGAGAGGCCCCCUCCAUCACCUCUGCUGGCUUCCAGUUCCUUCUGCUGGACACUGCCUCUCAGUUGUGGUACUUCACCCUGCAGUACCUCAAAACUGCUCAGUCACGAGGGAUGGGCCUGGUGGAGAUUUUGUCUUUUUUGUUCCAGCUCAGUUUCUCAACGUUGGGCAGAGAUUACUCAGUGGAGGGCAUGAGUGAGUCAUUACUCAUAUUUCUGCAGCACCUUCGGGAGUUUGGACUGGUCUUCCAGAGGAAGAGAAAGUCGAGGCGGUACUACCCCACCAGACUGGCCAUCAGUCUAGCUGCAGGAAUCACGAGCAGCUCUUCUUCCACAUCCUCCUCUCUUAACUUGGGCUCCACUCCUGGUACUGGGGACGCAGGCUUCAUUGUGGUUGAAACAAAUUAUCGCAUCUACGCCUACACAAACUCUGAGCUCCAGAUUUCUCUAGUAGCGCUCUUCAGUGAAAUGUUGUAUCGCUUUCCAAACGUGGUGGUGGCUCAGGUCACAAGAGAGUCGGUGCAACAGGCCAUCGCGAAUGGCAUCACUGCACAACAGAUCAUCCACUUUCUGAGAACCAGAGCACACCCUAUCAUGCUGAUGCAGACACCGGUGCUUCCUCCAACCAUAACAGAUCAGAUCCGACUUUGGGAGCUGGAGAGAGAUAGACUACAGUUCACCGAGGGUGUGCUCUACAACCAGUUUCUCUCCCAGGCGGACUUUGAAGUGCUUCGAGAUAGAGCUCAGGGUCUGGAUUGUCUGGUGUGGCAAGAUGUAGCUCACAGGGUGAUGGUGGUGACACCACACGGACACAGUGAGGUCAAGAGGUUCUGGAAACAACAGAAGUCUCACACAUAACCAGGAGAAGAGGAAAGCGAAAGGAUGCUGUACCACGAGUGAGCACUUCUGAUGGACUGUGAAGCAGUUGCUCUCAGCUGUUGUUAUGCUGGGACCGGUAUUUUCCUGUCGUCGAAAGUCGUGACCCACUUUUGUAUAAGUUAACAGUAAUGAAAAUGUAUUCUAAAAAUAAAAAAAUCAACCUUUGCAACGGUUAAGAAUGCUAAGCCUCUCAUAACACAUGAUCGAUAAACUGAGGAGUUACGUGCAUGAGGUAUUUGUACGAAAAACCUCUCGUCCAUAAAUAUAAAAGAAUCAAAUGAGAAACAGUAAGCACAACACUGAGAAUGCCCUCAAGUGCCGCGUAACCACAUAAGUCGUUUUUGUAUGUAGAUCACAGGUCAGGUUUAUGGGAAUUUGGAUCAUGUUCAAAUUUUGUUAGCAGCAGUCAGGGAUGCAACCAGGGUGGGAAAAGUGAUGGCGAGUCUAAGGGCCCAUGACAGAUUGGUCCAAGAAAAUAACAUUUUCUACAGUUUUGCUGCGGAGGAACCGAAAAUGAAAUUUUUAUCACAGGGCUCCAAACCCUUGUCUGUGCCUCUGAUAGCAGUACUUAAGAGUUCAACAUGGAGCCAGAAUUAUUAUCUUCAGUUUUGAUGACAUUGUCAUUUGAGUUUCAUUUAAGGUGCAGGUGGCAUUAGGUGUCGUGCUCAGGUGGGGAUACAUCUUGGAAAAAAAUGGCAGGACAUCUCGUGGCUGCGACACCAUGAGAACACUCUUGCAAUAAGCAUUGGACAGUUCCUGGCAGAAAGGAACGUCACCAUGCUGGAACAACCUCACUAACAACUCGCCUGACCUGGCUCUGUCAUUUUCUUAUUUUUUCCCUCAAGCUCAAAAGUGACCUGUUUUGAAGAUGUUCAUGUAGCUUUGGGGGUCCUGGAAGAAUCUUUCCAGGAGUGUGUCAAGGUGUGGCAGAGAAGUCAGGGAAUUGCUUUGGAAUCCCAGAAGAGUACUUUGAUGGAAUUUUUCUGACACACCUCGUGUACACUGAACAACACACCAUGCCUGUUGGGGGUAUUGGUCAAAUAUGAGCAUGCAUUUCUAGUAUUUGGUAUUUUUCCAAGAGGUCUUGUCCCAUAUAUCGCAAAUUAAUUCUUAAUGUGAUUGUCUUUCUGUUUUAUCUGUUUGUUUUUUAAAUAAAAACCAAAGUGACUAAA